AUCAUAAUUUGGUGUAACUGUUUGUAGCUUUUUCAAAGAAAAUGAAAUCAUUAAAAUUUAUAAUAGUUUUAUUACAUGCCUGCUGCAUACACGGUAACAUCGAGGAGAGACUGGAGAAGUUGGAGACGGACAUGGUCAACUUGAAGGAACAUGUUCACCACCAGGAUGUGUUGAUUAACCACCUAAACAACGUUAUAUUAAGUCAAAAUGAACAGAAUGGUGGAAACGGUACAACGAGGGGAAGGAGAUCUUUCCUUCAAAGUUCUAUGGCAGCAUUUACGGUUCUCAUGGACCAUGUGAUUCUUGCCCAGCCCGCAAAUACUCCUCUGGUUUUCAACCGAGUUAUAACCAAUCUAGGAAUUGCUUACAACAGUCACACUGGGAAAUUCACAGCCCCUCAAGAUGGGGUUUACUUGUUCUCUUACUCAAUGCACGUCAAUAGGAUCGGCCAGUCCUUUUUGCAACUAGUUAGAAACGGUGUGCAGAUUGUUGGCUCCGUGACCGAGUCGACCAAUGACUACGGAGACACGCAGGGCGGAAGUACGGCUGUGAUUGAUUUAUUCGCGGGUGAUCAAGUUUGGGUCGAAGUGUUCUAUGAUGAGAAUGACAGACUUGAAGGAAAAUAUGGCGGAACGUCCUUCACUGGGGCGUUGCUUGCGUAAAACGAGUUGACAUUUUUAUUAUUAUGUUCUUGUAAAUAUUUCACUUUAUUAAAUAACUAUUAUAUUUUAA
Messenger RNA from Mercenaria mercenaria, 732 nucleotides. Its product is annotated as collagen alpha-1(X) chain-like. Lineage: Eukaryota; Metazoa; Mollusca; Bivalvia; Venerida; Veneridae. The record is from RefSeq and is a predicted model, not a curated record. The transcript is spliced from 2 exons. The coding region runs from base 42 to 662 and encodes 206 amino acids. Gene Ontology annotation, molecular function: protein binding.